CCCAUGUCAAUGAAAGACUGGACGGGUGUAUCACUGACCUGUGACCUUGGAACUAAAGCAAUUUACGCCUCUGUCUGUCUGUUACUGGAACAGUUUAAGGAGGAGCUUCGGAAACUGCCUGCAGUCUUUUUGUUCUGGUCUAGGCCUCUCUGUAUCUGGUAACCAAUCAAUGCUGACAUCACACCCAAAAGUGAAGAGAGUACAGGAAUAUGCAGUGGAUGUGACCCUGGACUCCAACACUGCUCAUCCACGUCUCAUUCUAUCAGAAGACAAGAAGAAGGUGUGGUGCGGUGAAAAGCAGCAACAUGUCCCCAACAACCGUGAGCGCUUUGACCGUGUAGUCUGUGUUCUGGGGCGUGAGGGCUUCAGCGGUGGCCGACACUACUGGGAGGUAGAAGUAGAUGGAAAGACCGACUGGGACCUGGGGGUGGCAAGUCAUUCCAGCAACAGGAAAGGAAAGAUCACAGUCAACCCCAGCAACGGCUACUGGUUUCUUAGCUUGCGGGACAGGAACAACUAUGCCUUCAGGACUGAGCCUUCCACUGCCCUACCCCUCAGCCUGAAACCUCAGAAGAUAGGGCUGUUUGUGGACUACGAAAAAGGCCAAGUGUCAUUUUAUAAUGUGGACGCAAAGAUGCACAUCUACACAUUUAUGGACAACUUCUCUGAGACCAUUUAUCCGUUCUUCAGUCCCUGUACCAACAAAACAGGCGAUAAUGAUGCUCCGUUGGUGAUCACACCUGUACUUCUUGACUGAACAGUGACUUGAGAAGGUUUUAUGACCAAACAACUGGUCCAUAAUGUGUUUUUUUUUUUUUGCCAUGUAAUUUGUCUGCUAGCACGUUGGCACUUCAAUGAUAACACAGAGUGCACUUUUACUGCUAAAAAUAGUGUUUUCACACCAACAAAUCUGCUAAUCUCGAUUAUUCUAUUGAAGUCGGCAUGAAAGGAAGUUGCGAUAGUCUUUUAUUCCCUAUUGUGACAUACAUCUGAGUGAAGUGGCUUCCUGAACAAGAAAAAAAGUAGGGCGGGACCUAAUUUUGUCCAUUGGGAAUUGGUUGGAUGGUUGUGGUUUGCUAUUGGUCGAUCUGAUAUGAGUGACAGUUUGUCCCGCCCUCAUGCCAGUAAACAUGUCAUCACAGAAGAGCUGUUGCUGCAAGAGGGAGGGCAAGUUAUUUCGAUUAAAAAUUACAAGGGCACAUGAAUUAAAAAAAAAAAAAAAACUUAUGAUGUGCACAGUUAAAUCAUUUAUAAUAAAUAGCCUACUGCAAUUUUGCAUUAAAAAAUAAGAAUUGUCCAUUUUGAUAUCAUGGUGACUUUAACAUAAAAUCAACAGGAAUUAAUCUUCACGAUAAAAAAAGACUUUACGUUUCUUGUCAAUUAAACAGCACUGCAAUCUACUAUGAAUAACAAUAUUGUGUACACUGUAUUGCUUGUUAGGCAUUGAAGAUGAAAUUAAUACUUUUAUAAAAGCUGGAUAUUAUGUUAGUUUGUAUCUUGGCUUCAUCCACCGUUGCAGGCCACACACUACUCGUGCAGUUCACACACACUGCACUUUAUGUUUCUGUUAUGAAGAGUGUACUUCUUCUGAGCAUGAUGAAAUAAACAUUUCAGUGUCAGAUGGCAAGUUACUGCAGGUAAUUUCACUCUUUAUGACAUUCCACCCUUUCUCUCUAUUUCAUACCGCCGAAAUAGCAAGACGAAGUUUAGCUACUGCUUACACUUACAUAAUAGGCCUACAUUACAACCACCGCGUGUCUGUUAAUGUUAAUGACACUGUAAUCAACACUAACUGUCUUUACAUUGUUGUUUUUGCCUCUCUUGGUAACUCCCAACCAAAUCCUAACGGUAUUUUCCUUCUGUACAUUGUUCGUGUUGAAGCAUGUCAAAGUAACAGUCGGAGAGAAAAUACCCGCGGGCUGACUGGAGACGGCGGGUCUGCGUUUCCUCAACGCUCCGCCAGAUGGCAGACCUACUGAGUGUAGCCUAUAACCGCACUCUUUUUCCCCACUAACGUUUCCUAACACAAACACGUGGUUUAAAAGGGCCUAGGUUUGUCUUCCGCCAUCUAUCCAAAGUGCUCUUUAUGACUUAUUGGCAUACAGAACUACAUAAAAACGACUUAACGUGUGUUGACCUGUUUUUCCUUGCCAAAAGAUCUCAUUGCCAAUAUGAGUAAAAAGUGAUCCAUAUGGAACAGAUUUAAGGAAGACCAGGGCUAGUUUUUACACAGGUCUAGUUGUCACUCGGGUAAUUUGUCCCAAAGGCAAUAUCUCUGUAGCUAUUCUUUUGUGUUUUAUAAUUGUUUUACUGUUUAAACUUUGCUGAACACUUAUAAUAGAUUGCUUAGUGGCAGGUUCCAUCGUGACAUGUCAAACUUGUCACGUCAAAAUGUUGUCACUAGUGUCACGUGUUCAGUUUUUUCGUUUGUUUUGUAGCCAAGACUUGUUAUGUGAGAUAUUUUGAAGAAUAUGGGUAACCAAACAGUUGAUGGGCCCCACUGACUUCCAUAGUAUGAAGAGAAAAAGAAAGAAAAAACCGCAAGUCAAUGCGGCCCAUUAACUGUUUGGUUAAUGACACUAUUCAAAAUAUCUACUUUUGUGUUUAGCAGAAAAAAAGAAAUUAAUACAGGUGUGGAACAACUUAAGGGUAAAUGAUGACAGAAGUUUUCAAUUUUGGGUGAAUUCAUCAACAAAUGAUUUUUUUUAAUUUCUUUUUGUGUGUGUGUGUGUGUGUGUGUGUGUGUGUGUGUGUGUGUGUGUGUGUGUGUGUGUGUGUGUUUUUCUUUGUAUUUAAUAAAAUCUUUGAUUUUGUAUUCUCUGGCACCACUUCUUUCUGUGGGUCUUAAGUAUUAUUGUUAUGUUUACUGUGUCAUUCUAAAACAUGUCUAAAACUAAUGUAUUAUAUAUGCCUACAAACUGUCUUUUGAAUUUAGAAUAACAGUAACUCAUUGUAAAGAAGAACUUUAAAAUAUACUGUAAAUGCCAUGUGAACUUAAAAAUUAGAUGUGUAUAUUGGGCAUUCAGGGUCUAAAAAUAAAUACAAAUAUGAAUGAGGAUCAGAAAUUAACCAGGCCUUAGAUCGAAAUGCCCGAGUAUUUAAAAUAAAGGGACAAAAAUG
Messenger RNA from Ctenopharyngodon idella (grass carp), 3120 nucleotides. Its product is annotated as erythroid membrane-associated protein. NCBI's taxonomy places the organism in Eukaryota, Metazoa, Chordata, Actinopteri, Cypriniformes, Xenocyprididae. The coding region runs from base 170 to 757 and encodes 195 amino acids. The transcript is spliced from 4 exons. Gene Ontology annotation, molecular function: protein binding. The record is from RefSeq and is a predicted model, not a curated record.